Funneliformis geosporum is the source of this 1446-nucleotide messenger RNA. The record is from the annotation of a GenBank genome assembly. Lineage: Eukaryota; Fungi; Glomeromycota; Glomeromycetes; Glomerales; Glomeraceae.
AUGAAUUUGCGGCGCAGUCAAGAAGAUGAUAGUAUUGUCGUACCCUUAAAUGAAAAUGGAACGGAAAUUUCGAUAACGUCGACUGGCUCGGAAGCUACGGCAACUGUUAAAUUAUCAGAAUCAUUACCAACAGAAAAAAUAAUAAAUUCACCUGAACCAACUCCUAUAACAACAUCAUCAAAUCAAGAACCAUUCUUUCCAACCGAAACAUUGUAUACAUUAAAAUCAAUAACGAUUACAAACAAACCCUCAACUGUUACAGCUAAUCCUAAUACUAAAACUGAAAUACUAACCACAAUUACAACGAUCAUAAAUGGAACAUUAACUACAUUAACAUCUACGAUCAAAGUACCAAUUCCAACCGAUAUACCAACCGAUCCUACUCCAGCUCCAACGAAAGAUACACCACCACCUAAAGAUCCAGGUGUUGAAAAAUCUCCACCAAAAGAUGGAAAAACUCUUCCGGAUAAAGAUGGAGAUGAUGAUACAUCAAAUACACCGGAAGAAGAUGACGAUAAUGAUACAGAUAAAAAUUCAAAUCCUGUAAUACCUGAAAAAAAUGACAAGGAACCUGAAGUUUCCAAAGACCCAGAAGAACCUAAAGUUGUGGGAGAAGUACCGGUGGGUGAUAAAAAACCUGGAGAGGCUAAAUCACCAAAAGGCGGCAAAAAAAAUAAAGUGCCAAAAGGGACUAAAGAACCUAAGGUUCCGGAAGAAGGUGGGGUGCCAAAGAAACUAAACGUUCCCGGAAAUGGUGGGGUGCCAGGGGGUGGUAAGGAACCCAAAGUUGCCGGGGCUCCAGGGGAUGGUAAAGAACCCAAUGUUCCCGGAGAUAGUGGGGUUCCAGCGGGUGGAAAGGAACCCAAUGUUCCCGGAGAUGGUGGGAUUCCAGCGGGUGGUAAGGAACCCAAUGUUCCUGUACCUGGAGAACCAGGCGGUGGCAAAGAACCAGAAGUUCCAGUGAAUGGUGGUGCACCCGUUGGUAACAAAGAACCAGGUGUGCCGCCGGGAGAGCCAGAAACAUCAGAUGGUCAAGGAUCAAAAACGCUGUCGCCGGGAGGAUCUAAAGGAAAUAAACCAGAUGAUGAUACGGGAAACAGUCAUAUUUUGGGACCGGUAAUUGGUGGUAUUUUAGCGGGUAUAGCAGCGAUUGGAAUAAUAGCAAUAAUAUUAUGUAAAAGGAACAAAACAUGUACAGAUAAGGAACAAGUGGAAUUAACAGCGAGUGAUUUAAUGGAAUCAGGUCAACCUUCUCCAGCAGCUCCACCGGAAGUUUAUCUUCGACAACAAAAUCGAACUAGCGCAAAUUCCUCCAUUGUAUCAACCAUAUCUUCAUCAUCAUUGAGAAUUAUUUCUGCAAUAAAAAAUUCUGUUUCUAAUAUCCUUCCAAUACCAAAUGAUGCUGCCAAUCUUACCGGUCGAAGCAAAUUUAUUGAACAAAUGUAA